AUGAAUGCCAAGGAGAUGCGAGAGAGAGGAGAAAAAGAGAGAGAGAGAGAGAGAGAGCGUCGACUGUCGUUUUGCACCAAAUUUUCCCUUUUUUUCGAGGAGCUCACGGCCAGCGGAGCGACGCUUGGACAGUUGCAGGCGGCGUGCCGAUUUGACGCUGAGGCGGGGGAGUCAAAGGGGGCUGGUGUGAUCAAGAGACGGAACUUCAAGAAGAGCUGGCAUCCGCACACGCGGGCCAACAUUGAGAAAGUAUGGAUCGCCGAACAGAAGAUGCUCGCGGAAAAGAGCAAGACACAGCAACUACAAAAGGAGCUCGAGGAGGAGCGUGCGCGGGAGGAGCUGUCACGCAUGGCUGAAGACUCGGGUCACCGCAAACGCGAGGAGAAAGUCGAGUGGAUGUAUGCGGGCGCCAUGGGAGCAGCCGAUAAUCGCGACGAGUAUCUGUUGGGCAAACCUGUGGAUAAGACCGUGUUGCUCAAUACCAAGGAUGACGAAGAUCAAAUGCGUUUUGCCGACCGUCGUCGCGAAGGAGUUUCACCGCCCCGGCACCACGAUAGACCUGCCCCCGGUCCCGGACCUGCCCCAGCUCCAGCCCGCACGGCGCCACCAAAGGUAGACGAUCAGGCUGAGCGCGAUGCCGCACGCCUCAAAGCCAUGAUGUCCAACGCCGAAUGGCAUCAAAAAGGCCGCAAGGAGCGCGUAGAUCGCUACGAACAGUCGCUGCGGGAGGAGGAGGCCGCAGCCCUGCAGCCUCGCGAGGUGGAGGACGGCACGGAGGGUGACGGAGCCAAGUUUAUCCAAGAGAUGAGCAAGACCUCAUGGUCUUCAGAAGCCACAGCCCAUCUUGGGGACCGCAUUCGGCGCCACCGUCACUAUAUCCAAUCGACGAGCCACAGCUACGACUCGGGAGGCCUUAGAAGCCUACGGUCUUGGCUCGAGCUGGAAGCGUGCCCGGCUAGCUUCUCGACCUCCACAAUGAACCGACCCGCUUCGAUUCCCGAGCUGAGCACGCCCGAGGCUGUGGCAUUCGCCGGCCAGCGUCGCCAGGCGCUUUUCAAUUACAAAAAGGGCAAGAAACAUCAAGUCCGCCUUAAAGAGGGAGAUCAGCUCGAAAUCCUUGCAACGCCCGGCAAUGGCUGGGUUCAAGUCAAGAAUCUCUCCCGCAAGACCGAGGGAUGGUGUCCAAGUGCUUACGUUUCAGGAGCCACCCAUGCCUCGCAGUCACAGUCAUUGGCGCUCAAGCAGACCGCCGACGACCGCACCUCCACGGGCCUGGUCUCGCGUCCGGUCUUGUUGAGCUCCACGUCCAGCCAAUCCUUGAACGUGGCCGGUGUCCUCGAUGUACCCGACCCUGUUUCACAGCCGCUUGCCCAUAUUGGUGAAUCCGAUGAGGCCGCGUUUGAUUCUGACAGCGAUCACGAAGAUGCAGCCUGGCACACCGACUCGCUGAAUGACGUCACCAAACAGAGUGACCCACCUCUCGUAACCGUGGCGCUUGCAGGUGUGCGCGCCAAUACUGCCUCACCACCCGCGGAUUCUCAAGCGCCCCCGUUGCAGCAGCCCUUUGCGCGCGCGACAUUUGCCUUUGCUCCGACUCACGAGGACGAGCUGGCGCUGCAACCAGGGCUUUGCGUAUUGAUUUUGAAACGUCCCGAUGGGGGCUGGUGGUAUGGUCGGGCCAUUGCCGACAGCCGCGCUGGAACAUCGGUGCCAACCGAGUUAACGGGCACACCUGGUGCCAGUGGCUGGUUUCCCAGCAAUUAUGUCGCCCUCACGUCCCCACACAACGCUAGUCACUUCUCAAGUGACGCAACAAAGGACGCGGCACCCAAAAGCUCGGCGCCUGAAGUGCCACCCCCACUCUUGCGCCGCAAUACAGUGACCCAGCUGGUCCAAACCCGUCGCAAUGAGCUCAAUGCUGCCAUAGAAAAAGAGCUGCGGCUCCGUGAAGGCGCGACCAAACUCUUGCGUACAUUUCACCGUGCCUCCAAGCGCGAGCGGAAGCGAUUGCAGCCCCAAGAGGAAGAAGUUGCCGUCACCCUUGCCUUUGCCAAUUCUAAUUUGCAACGCCUACGCACUGAGCUUCAUCAGCUCAACGAUCGCAUGCAAGCCAAUGUGCGCCGCAGUGUUCAUUUGGCACAUAAGAGUCUACAUGCCACAAAAACACAAGCCCCUGAGGCUGACAGAGCGCCAGCCUGGCCAAUGGUGGCGCUUGGUCUGAAGGAGACUGGUGGCUAUACUGUCGAGGCACAACUUAUGGAAGUGAUUCACCACCACUUUGGUGUGACUUCUUCCUUGACGGCUGGCGUGCAGGAGCAAUUGCUGACGACACGCAAGUAUGAUUGCUUCAACGGCCAGCCCAGCUCGUCCUCGGCUGUUGCCCUCGAAGCAGCUGCCACCCUCUUCAACGCCGCUAGUUUGAGCACCCACUUGGCAGUUGCUUGUGAUUUGACAGUGGCUGAGGAGUGUGGCCGGGCUGCUGCCUAUUUUGAGCGUGCGGCGGGGUUGGUGCAAUUUGUGGCUGAGGAGUACAAUUUGCGAGAUAGUGCUGACCUCGCACCCGUCACCUUGCGCGUGAUCGGAGCACUCUGCCUGGCUCAGGCUCAAGAGUGUUUGUUGUUGCAACAGCUCGCUGUUCGACCUCGAUUGGCGCCCGGGGAGGCGGCGACUGUGGCGGAUAUGAUGCUGCACGUAUCCAACAAACUGUCGGCCAAUCUCUUGCACGGCUAUCUUCCCCCAUCCUGGCAAGUCUUGUGUCAAAUCAAGGCGGUCAUGUAUGAGGCCCUGGCUGACUUUUGGACGGGACUCGAGCAACUCAGCGAUGCGCAAGCCGCAGCCAACAGCACCUCCGCCGCCCAGUGGAGUGGUGUGGCGCGUCUGUUACGAGCGGAACUGCUUUUCAAGCAUGUGCUCCGUGACCAAGCCGAUAAGUUGCCGCGGGCGGCCGACCUGCGUUUGCGGCUUGAGGGGUGGGCUGCCGAGAUGAUUUGUUGGCUGUUCUGGGGCCUCUUGAGUUUUAUCAUGUUCAUUCAUCAUUUGGCCCCGUGCGAACGGUCCAUUUUGAAGCAUCGCUGA
Monosiga brevicollis MX1 is the source of this 3075-nucleotide messenger RNA. RefSeq lists its product as uncharacterized. The transcript is spliced from 16 exons. The record is from RefSeq and is a predicted model, not a curated record. NCBI's taxonomy places the organism in Eukaryota, Choanoflagellata, Craspedida, Salpingoecidae. Gene Ontology annotation, molecular function: protein binding. Gene Ontology annotation, biological process: negative regulation of stress fiber assembly; signal transduction. Bases 1 to 3075 code for a protein of 1024 amino acids.